AUGGAGGUGAAACUCAACCUCGCGACUGUCAAGGCGCUCCUGGCUAGCGCCCCUGUUCUGCUUAGAAUAAUGGUUUUGAAUCUUUUAUCGCGAUCUCCUGCUGCUGGAAAGCAGGACCUGCGGGUCGAGCUUGUGGUCAAUUUGAUCCGAUCGUUUAUCACGUUUUCCCACCCCGUGGGCAAAACCCAAAGGGGAACCCUGAGUGAUCCAGGGAUUAAAGGGCCGACGUGGAUAUCGAAGGUGACGAUGCCCAGACCUGCUGAACCCUCCAUCAUUCAGUCUAUUAUGAGGGCCGUGGAUCAUUAUAAGGAAGGUCAUGAGACCUAUCAUAUCCCGGAACUGGUUGAUGUUGAAGCGGAAUGGACGGGCUACCGAAGCGGAGUCAACGCCAGGGCUCCGCAGCCGAAUAUUUCUGAAGCAGAGAAGUAUGAACAAUUGAUGGGAGAGGUUAAAGAGGACCUUACUAUCCUAUAUCUACACGGUGGUGCAUACUACUUAAUGGACCCAUGCACUCAUCGUGGCACAACAUCAAGGUUGGCCAAGGAGACGGGAGGACGCUGUCUCUCUGUCCGUUAUAGACUAGCCCCUCAGGAUCCUUUCCCAUCUGCCAUCCUCGAUGCGCUGUUGGCCUAUUUAUACCUCUUAUCCCCCCCAGAAGGAUCCUUGCACCCCCCGGUUCCAGCAAACAAGAUCGUGUUUGCUGGCGAUUCAGCCGGCGGAGGGCUUAGCCUCGCUCUUCUACAAGCUAUCUUAACCCUACGCCGUCUGUCUCCCAAUCCAACAAUCCAGUUUCAUGGGAAGGACGUGCCUCUCGAGCUCCCUGCGGGAGUAGCCGCAUGCAGUCCAUUUUGUGACGUUACGCUCUCCUUACCGUCAACCACCAGUAAUGUCUACCUCGACUACCUCGUACCACGUUUUGGCCAAGAGGCAGAUUUCAAACCAUUCCCAUUUCCUCCAGACUCCGCCUGGCCGGCGUCCCCACCACGCGCUGAAUUCUACGCCAAUGCCAACAUGCUAACCCACCCAAUGGUAUCCCCCUUAAGCGGGUCGAAAGAUAUAUGGAAAGAUAGCCCUCCAAUAUUCAUCACGGUUGGUGAAGAGGUGAUAGAAGAUGACAGCAUCUACCUUGCAAAGAAGGUGCACGAGGCUGGCGGCACUGUCAUCCUCGAGCGAUUUGAGGGAAUGCCACACUGUUUUGCCAUGAUCUUUGGCGAUACUCCAGGAGGGAAACGUAGCUUUCAGGGCUGGAGCGGCUUUUGCCUUGAUGCCGUGCAUGGCCGGGUAAAAAGGACAGACGAUGCCUUCUAUAUCGACCAUCGUGGACAGACAAUCGUAACGAAGAAAUUAAGCGAGAUUGGGACGCUGACUGAUGAGGAAGUACAGGAGAAAAUGCGAAAGGGAAUGGAAUGGAGGAUUAAAGGGGAGGAUGUGCUUGUGAAGGCAUGGGAGGAAAUGCAGAAAAAGGCAAAGCUAUAA
Messenger RNA from Paracoccidioides brasiliensis Pb18, 1476 nucleotides. RefSeq lists its product as uncharacterized. The transcript has 2 exons. The record is from RefSeq and is a predicted model, not a curated record. The coding region runs from base 1 to 1476 and encodes 491 amino acids. Gene Ontology annotation, molecular function: hydrolase activity.